Messenger RNA from Vidua chalybeata, 2664 nucleotides. It is a transcript of the gene SCGN, whose product is annotated as secretagogin, EF-hand calcium binding protein. Gene Ontology annotation, molecular function: calcium ion binding. Gene Ontology annotation, cellular component: dendrite; cytosol; nucleus. Bases 372 to 1151 code for a protein of 259 amino acids. The transcript is spliced from 12 exons. Gene Ontology annotation, biological process: regulation of presynaptic cytosolic calcium ion concentration; regulation of long-term synaptic potentiation. The record is from RefSeq and is a predicted model, not a curated record. Lineage: Eukaryota; Metazoa; Chordata; Aves; Passeriformes; Viduidae.
CACUACUUCUCUGAAGCCUCACAUUUCCCUCCACUACUUCUGCCUUCGGCGGGGGUUUGAAACUUUAAAGGUCGUUUGCAAGCGCCUCACGGCUCUUCCGAAGCGGAGGCUGCGGGGUCGGGCCGCUGGAGCCCACCUCGACGGCCGAGCUCCGUCCUGCCACAACCCGCGCCCGAGCACAGCCGAGAGGGAUCCGGGCGGGCGGGACGCCGGCGGGAUGAGCCCCGGGAAGGGGGAGACUUCCCCACGCGAACCCCCGUGGGGCCGCCCCCGGGGCGGGGCCGCCGCCCUGAAAGCCGGGCCCGGCGGCGGGGCCGGGGCAGAGGCUGCGCCGCCGAGUGAGGGUGAGGGCCGGCAGCAGCACCAGCACCAUGGAGAGCGGCGCCGACGGGCGCCUGGACGCCGCCGCCUUCCUCGGGGCAUGGCGGCGCUUCGACGCCGACGACAAUGGUUACAUAGAAGGGAAGGAGCUUGACGAUUUUUUUCAUUAUCUCCUGGAGAAACUGGGACCAGAAAGCACCAUCACAGAAGAAGAAGUUCAAAGGAUGAAGGAGCAAUUCAUGUCUGUCUACGAUGUCACCACAGACGGACGCUUACAAAUCCAGGAGCUUGCAAAUAUGAUCUUGCCGGAUGAUGAGAACUUCCUACUGCUUUUCCGACGGGAAACUCCCUUGGACAACAGCGUGGAAUUCAUGAGGAUCUGGCGCAGUUACGAUGCUGACAGCAGUGGAUUUAUUUCAGCCAGUGAACUCAAAGAUUUCCUGCGAGAUCUCUUUUUGCAGCAUAACAAGAUGGUUGCUGAAGUAAAGCUGGAAGAAUAUACUGAUACUAUGGACCAGGGCAAUGUCAGUAUUUACUUUCUGAAGGUCUUUCCUGCAGACCUGCUUUAUCCCCAUAUGAAAAUCUUUGACAAAAACAAAGAUGGACGACUGGACCUGAAUGACCUGGCAAGGAUUCUGGCGCUCCAGGAAAAUUUCCUUCUACAAUUCAAGAUGGAUGCUUGCAGCACAGAAGAAAGGAGGAGAGAUUUUGAGAAGAUCUUUGCACACUAUGACGUUAGUAAAACAGGAGCGCUUGAAGGCCCAGAAGUGGAUGGGUUUGUCAAAGACAUGAUGGAACUGGUCAAGAUUAACAAAACAAGAAACAGCUGAUGUGUAUAGAGAAAUGCCAUCUCUUGUGAUUUCAAAAGAGCAACAUCUUCAUCUGGUCUUUACGGGGAAGAAGUUUUGCUGCUUCGGGAGUCCUUGGACAUCUUUCAUUUGAGUCUUGGUGAAAGCAGGUGACACCUGGUGUCUCUUUGUUCAUGUAUCCUGGGCUUUCUGUCUGCUCAGUAAGUUUCACCAGUGCCAGGAACUCAGAAAUGGUAAUUUAUGCUUACUGGAGCAAACAUUGCCUGCAACAAGAACACCUGCUCCUGUGUAAGAGACUUUCCACUUUGCAAGGUGGUCAGUCCUGCCUGUCCUCCCUUCCUGCACUAUAGUACCUGAUUUGAAGUUGCCCCAGAAAUCCUGGUUUAAAAGCUUGCACCUUGCUUGAGGAUGGACCACUCUGGACCCUUCAAUAUAUCACUGUAAACCCAGCCAAAAAAAAAAAAGGAUUAAGGCUUGUGCUCCAGGUGUGCAAUAACUCUACUCAUCAGAGACUGAAAUCCAAACAAAUUCAAGGCAUGUGCUUACAUACAUUACAUAGUGAAACACUAAUCUUCACUCUCAUGUAACAAAGUGCAGCAAAUGUUUAAUGGACAUAACCUGGGAGCAGUGAAAAUGUGGGUAGAAAGUACCAGAGAAGGCAAAACAGGGUAAUAUCAGUCUCAGAGAACUGGUUCUAAGAAAGCAGGACUAGAAUAACACUAGGUUAUUUUUAAAUUGCUGUUUACUGGAUAGGACGUAUGUCUAUUUGAAAUUAACAGCAGCAUUAGUAAAAAAAUCUACUUAAAUCUGCUGAAGUCAACAGAAAAGAGGGUUGGUCACUGAAAUAUCUGCCAGAUCAAAAUUCAUGUCUGAAUAGGAAGGUAGAUUUGGGAUUUAAAAGGACAGUUGAUACCAAAACAGGGAAGUCCAAAUGCCAUGUUAAAUAGAAUUUUUUUUCCUCCCUGUUCCCACUCUUGCAAAGAAUUGGUAAGUGGGUUAAACAGCACAUGACUCUUUCCUCCCUUGGAUAUCUCUGCUGCUGGCUGAAGACAGCACAGCACUCCUCAGAUGGCAAAAGCAAGAGGAAUUCCUUUCGUAACAUCUGCCUACGUGAGGGUCCUGGAAUUUGCAUCUUCCCUGAGCCUGCUUUAGCUCACCUCCCUGCCUUCUUGACAUUCCCCUCUUGUUCAGCAGAUAAGAACACAUUUUCAGAAUCAGUUUUGCAAUUACCCAUCUUCUCAGUUUUCUUUCCUGACCUUUAAAGGGGAUGCACCGAAUAAAUGCCUUUGUACAAGUGCCAGACUUUCUGCAGGGUGGCUGUUUCAAAGGACUAAAUAUGAUCUUUUCAUAAAUACCAUGUCAGGCCCAUGUAACUCACAACUUAUUUAUUACAGUCCUAAUGCACACCGUGGAAGCCGGGGCUAGUGUUGCACAAGAACAUCCAUCUAAAGCAUUUCAGAACUGCAGAGCAAGGUAGACAGCUAAAUUUUUGUGCAAGCUGCUUGGCCAUUGUUAAGUCUAGCUUUUACUUGAG